Necator americanus (New World hookworm) is the source of this 3018-nucleotide messenger RNA. RefSeq lists its product as uncharacterized. Lineage: Eukaryota; Metazoa; Nematoda; Chromadorea; Rhabditida; Ancylostomatidae. The transcript has 21 exons. Bases 1 to 3018 code for a protein of 1005 amino acids. The record is from RefSeq and is a predicted model, not a curated record.
AUGCUGGGCGCGUCGUCACUAGACCCGUCGUCGUCAGCGUCUCCGUGGCACUCCGCAUCUGCUGCUGCUACUGUCGGACAUCCAUCUUCUAGCUCACGCCCGCCCAAACCCUCACACUCACCUCCAAAGACGGAAGCGGACCCUACGGCUUCGUUUUCACAUGACGUCAAGGAGGAGUAUUCUCAUAUAGAACCCGUGGCGUCUACAAGUAGCGGGAAAAGUGCCAUUUCCGAAGAGGGCGGAUCGUGUGACGCAGAUGCAAGUCGGGAGCAAGGCAUGACCUCAUCGUCAAUAUCGUCGGUUCAUUGUCGUCGACUCACUUUUCGAUUACCUCCUAAAUUCGCACAACGUUUAAAACGCAUCGCCAACAAGCAACCAAACACUUUGGGACGAUUAGGUGUUUCGAAGGUUAAAGUUGGAGAUGACGAAACAGUUUCUGUUAACGACAUCCCUCCUAUACAACCUUUGAAAAUGGAGGAAAGGCGACCCGAGCAACCUGUUGAGAGGGUAGAAUCUCGGCAAUCUGCUCCUCCUCCUCCUCAACCUCCAAAUCCACCACCAGGCAGUACAGGACCGGUAUGUCAGCCUCCGCCUGGCUAUCAUACCAUCCAACAUCAGCAACAACAAGAUGUAGGGCCCGGGGUACCUCCACAUCCGAUGCACAGAUCCGCUCCUAUCAAUAACAACAGUCCAUUGUUGGUUAAUUUGUUAAGUUCUCAACAACCACCAGGAAUGGUAGUUGGUGGACCACCGGGUGCGAACGUCCCACCUCAUCAUCAGUCGUACUCUCCAGCGGCGUCGUACAUGUACCCAGGAGGUGGCGCUCCUCAUCAACAUCCACAUUCUUCCGCUGUUCCACAGAAUGUUGCUCCCCCAGUUAUGGAUCCUCAGCAACACAUGGUCAUGCAACAACAGAUGCAAAUGGAACAACGACAGCGAAUGUUGAUGCAACAACAGCAAGCCCAUGCCGCUGCUGUAGUAGCUGCCCAGGCUCAACAACAUCAAGUGCCAGGUCAACCCCCUCAAGCCCCAUUAACACCAGGCGGCUUCUAUAGUCCCGCUGCAUCUGUACAACAAACGCAAACUCAACAGCGUCCCCCAAUGAGUUACGCCCCACCUCCACAGAAUCCUGCCAUGUUCGCUGGACAGCAGCAACAAUCGCAACAAGUACCUGCUAACGUUCAACAGCAGCGCAUGUCAAGUUAUCCAGCUCAAAUGAAGCCAGGAGCAGUUCCCGGACCUCCACCAGUCGCUCCUGGACAGUUCCGGGGGCCCCCUGUUGAAGAAACUGUGCAACCUCCUCCUCCGAAAAAGAAAAGGAAACCAACGAAGAAACAACAGCAAAAGGAGGCUGAACUCGCAGCUGCAGCAGCUGCUGCUGCCGCACAACAGCAACAAAAUGCUGCCGCAGCAGCUCAAGCACAACAACAACAACAACAACAGUUUUACAACGAUCGCAUGAUGCAUCCUGCUGCCAUGCCGCCGGGUGGAAUGCAGAUGAUGGGUCACUCAGCAUACCCUCAGGGUGCUGCUUACCCAGCCAAUCAGGGAGGUAUGCCUGCGGUACCUCCACAGUACCCGGGGUACCCUCAAGCAUCUAGUCAACAACAGCAGCAACAACAACAAAUGCAACAGCAACAACAAGCUAUGUGGCACCAACAGAUGCAGCAACGGAUGAUGUACCAACAACAACACGGGCAACCUCAAGGAGGUGCUCCCAGUCACCCUGGCCAGCCUUGGGCUGCUCAGCGGGGUCCUCCCGUACCUUAUCCUACCCCAAUGGAUGGUAUGCACGGUGGUCCUGGAUCGGUGCAUCCUGCAGUUUCUCAACGAACCUCUGGAUCAGGCGAGUAUUCUCGUGACGGAACAUCACCUGCUACACCUCAUCAGUUCAAUCCUGGUAGCCACCAAGGAAUGAUGAUGGCUCACGCUGGGACACCAAUGUCAAGAGCGGAUUCUCAAGGAAGCAUGUUUGCCCCUUCGUCAUAUCCACAACAACAACCAAAUGCACAACAGCAAGUUGAGGAAAGUGAACAUCCAGUGGAUAAGCUGUUCACGGGGCAAGACGACCAAUUGGCUGAUCUUGGUGAUCUUGAUGACAUUGAACCGAUGCUCGAUCUUGGUGGAGGAGUUCUGGAUGACCUAACGGGUAACGCAUCAACAGAUACCCUUGGAAACAUGAGUGCUCACAUUAGCGGUCCUCAGUCCGUAGACCCUUCGUCGACGAUCGCUCAGACGUCUAAUGGCGACCGAAUAGAUUCAUCAAUUGCGUCAGUAGUCGAAAUGGUGUCGAAGAGCGGUGCUGCGCCACCGAUAUGCGGAGCACCCGCAGUUUCGCAAACAGGAACACAUCCAACUGUUGCCAGUAAUGUAAAUGCCAUGAAACGCCGACCAAGCAACGCUCAGAUGGCGGCUACUAUUGUAGCCGUUGCAGGGCAACAACAACAGCUUCUUAGUGAUCAACGAUAUGCGAUCGGAGCACCUCAUCACAUGAUGAAUCCUGGACAGAUACCAAUGCAGAUGCAAAUGAUGCAGCCAAUGGCUAGUUCUCCAUCUGCAGGUAAUUUGUCAUUGGAACACAACGCUCGGGCGCAGUUGUUUCAUGGUAGAGCAGGGAUUGCAAAAACCGGUGAAAACGGUCCCGGAAGGCUUGUGAACGGUCACGAUCAGACGGGAGUUCCUAACGGCGCCCGACGCUCACAACCACAGCCAAAUGACGCUGCUGAAGAGGAACGAAUAGCAGAACUUGUUAAGAAGGUUGUGGCGCAAGGUGAGAGUCAAAAAGCAGCAGCCGCUGAACAAAAAGCAAAAUUACCUCGUAAAAAUCGGCGUAAAACUGAUCUAAGCAAGGAAGCAAGUCCACGUGACGAUGAGGAACCUUUCAUUGUCGAUGGUUCGCGGAGACGUGCACCUGGAGUAGCAACGAGUCAUGUGCAAGCUGCAGCGUCAAACUUUCAAGCAACCAUGGCACGUCAACAACAGAUGAUGAAACAACAGCAGGUUCAGCCGAAGCAAUGA